Messenger RNA from Notechis scutatus (mainland tiger snake), 1643 nucleotides. It is a transcript of the gene ZMAT3, whose product is annotated as zinc finger matrin-type 3. Gene Ontology annotation, molecular function: nucleic acid binding; zinc ion binding. The record is from RefSeq and is a predicted model, not a curated record. NCBI's taxonomy places the organism in Eukaryota, Metazoa, Chordata, Lepidosauria, Squamata, Elapidae.
GCACUCUCCGCUUCCAGCUCGCGGAAAGCCGCCACAAUCUGAAGCCGCCUUUGGGUUCCCGAAGAAAGAAUGCUAGAAGGCCUGUCAGCCAAUGAUUCUUCUGCAGCGAGCUGGGUUUCCUCCUCUUCCAGAAACGCCCCCAUCUCUUCCUAUGUCAGUGGCCACCAGGCCCACAGCCACCUUGCGACUUUCUCCACCGAAGCCACUGGGACCGGGGCCAUCCUUGCCACUUGCACAAGAUGAGGAACUCGCCACGAGGGGGGAGCAGGACCCCUUGCUGGAGGAACUCUGCAAGCCAUUGUGCUGCAGGCUUUGCAAUGUCACCCUAAACUCUGCCCAACAAGCCCAGGCGCACUACCAGGGUAAAAACCACAGUAAGAAACUUCGGAACUACUAUGCUGCCAGCAGCUGCCCAGCUCCUGCCCGAGUGAGUAACUCUCUUGAGCCAGCUACUCAUCCGAUGGUGUCUCUUGCACCCCAGGGGUCCUCCACGAAACCAGGGGGACGAGUGAUCUUGGCCACGGAGAACGAUUAUUGCAAACUGUGUGAUGCGUCGUUUUCUUCACCAGCGGUGGCCCAGGCUCACUACCAGGGCAAAAAUCAUGCCAAGAGGCUGCGCCUGGCCGAGGCACAGAACAACUCGUUCUUAGAGUCGCCCGAAGUGGCCAGCAAAAGAAAAGCGCGAAAAGAAGGGAAUGAAUUCAAGAUGAUGCAGAACAGAAGGAAUGUUUAUGCUGUGCAAAAUAACACAGGCCCUUAUUUCAACCCACGCUCCCGUCAGCGGAUACCUCGUGACCUCGCCAUGUGCGUCACCCCCAGCGGCCAGUUCUACUGCUCCAUGUGUAACGCCGGGGCCAGCGAGGAAGUGGAGUUCCGGCAGCAUUUGGAGAGCAAGCAACAUAAAAGCAAAGUCUCCGAACAGCGGUAUAAGAACGAGAUGGAGAACCUCGGCUACGUCCAAUGAGACUCGAGCCGUGAUAAGCCGCUCUUCUUCUUCUUCUUCUUUUUUUUGGGACUUUUCCCUAUGUAGGGAGCAGCUUCUGCUUGCUUGCCUGCCACGUGCCCUGCAUCUGUGCUCUGUGCCUUAGGAGGCCUGCUCCCCAGCUCUCUCCGUGCUUCUCAAAAACUCGCCAACCUAUCUGUGAAGUCGAUGGAUUUCAGUCAGAAGACAAAGAGAAGCGGGGUCACGCUCCCAAUUGGCAGGAAUGCGUGCCACAGGAUACUGUAAUGUGGAUGUGUUCGGUCCAUUAGCUGCCUUCGAGGCAGAACCUGCCCCUCUCACUGGUCCCCCUUCCCUUCCCUUUGCAUGAGUGAGCUUUGCUUGAGAAAGUAGUGUGAAGGGUUCACACACACACACACACCCUUUUUUUUUUUCUUUGCUGUGCAUUGUGCCACUUUUGCAUAAGGCGACUUGGUGAAACAAACGACAAAGGGCCAGCUUAAGGUGCCACCUGUCCGGGGAACACUUCCAAUUCCUCCUCCCUGGUUAAGUCCCACAAUCUCUAGUUGUAUAUCGGUUUGAGGGGUGUGUGUGUGUGUGAAGCAGAGACAGGAGAGGCCUCUGUGGCUAGUCAGAAUGAUAAGAACUGGGUGAAUUGAACCAGUAGGGACUCAGCUGCUAUUAAAAAAAAAUAAGCAAAAAA